Messenger RNA from Colletotrichum chrysophilum, 1143 nucleotides. RefSeq lists its product as uncharacterized. Bases 1 to 1143 code for a protein of 380 amino acids. Lineage: Eukaryota; Fungi; Ascomycota; Sordariomycetes; Glomerellales; Glomerellaceae. The record is from RefSeq and is a predicted model, not a curated record. The transcript has a single exon.
AUGCCUCCGGUUCCUCGUGACUUGACAGCAUGGAAAGCCCAGGUCAUUCAGCAGGGCAUCGGCAACAAGACACUCGGCGAAAUUCAGCCUACAUCAGGCUUCAAGAUACCCCACAGCGCGUUUCUCCAACUGCGUGCUGUUUGGCUGCCCGACAAGCUCGCCUCGGAAGCGACCAAGAACCUCUAUGAGACCGGCCUCAUCGGAGACUUCACGGAAUUGAUCAAUAAAGUUGUAACACACGGGUUCAGUCAAGCGGACACGUUUCAUAACUUUCUCGACGACAUCUGUGGCUCGAGCAACAUAACCCCAGCCCCGCAAUCCGAUGAAUCCCUUGUGAAUGCCCCUGCGAUCGAGCCGAAGUUCAGUAGCUUCGUCGUACCCUUGGGUCAGUGGAAGCUGCUUAAGCCUACUGCGCCGGAACGGGUGGUGCCAGGCACGCCGCCUCAUAAUGCCAUCAAAAACAAAGGCGCCCUGCCGCUCGACUAUGAUAAACCUCCACUCUCGCCUUCAUUCUCUAGAGAGCUGGACUUAGGUAUUGUAGACAUCACCAGCUUACUCAUGUCACAGCAACUCGAAACGCCCUCAAAGGUCCGCGUCAAGGAGAGCCCCGCAACGCCGCUUGAAGAAUCACAAGCAGACUGUGCGAGCGCCUCCCCGACCCGUUCGCCCCCUGAAUCCCCGGCCUUUUCUUCUGGCGGGGAGAGUGAGGCUGAGCCCAUUGCGCAGGUGGCCGGUCGUCCGGAAUCAUCGUCAACAAUAUCUCUUCGGAAACCCCGCACAAAGUACGAAGUACAAACGUCCAACUUCUUCUCCAGCUUCUUCUACGCCUUCUUUCCACACUAUCUUACCUUUGUGUGGACUCGGUACCUGGAAGUCGUCACCGAGGAAGCCAGUUAUCGCUUUGGCGGCAAACGCCCGGUUUCAUCUGGCACCGCUCCAUCUCCUCCCCCAAUUUUUAUCGCCCGCACCGACGGGGCCUUCUACGAAGUCGGCGAUGACGGUUUUCGGAACAAAAGGGGCUUCCUGCCCUUUGAGUUAAAGCCAUAUUGUCGGGCUGAAAAGUUGGCCGCCACAUGCCGAGAGGAGACGGCUGAGAUGGCUGCCAUCAUCUACGAGGAGUUUGUAAUGGACAACCAGCAGUGA